Messenger RNA from Otolemur garnettii (small-eared galago), 898 nucleotides. Its product is annotated as transmembrane and coiled-coil domain protein 3. The annotation marks the transcript as partial. Gene Ontology annotation, cellular component: endomembrane system. Lineage: Eukaryota; Metazoa; Chordata; Mammalia; Primates; Galagidae. The record is from RefSeq and is a predicted model, not a curated record. The transcript has a single exon.
GCCGCGGCUCCCGGGGUGAGCCCGAGCUCGGCGGGCGGCUCGCGGCGCCGCGGCCCCAGAAGAGAGCAAAGUUCCCCGCUGGAGCGCCGAGAUGCCGGGCAGCGACACGGCGCUCACCGUGGACCGGACCUACUCAGACCCGGGCCGGCAACACCGCUGCAGGAGCCGGGUAGAACGCCAUGACAUGAAUACCUUAAGCCUGCCCCUGAGCAUACGCCGUGGGGGGUCAGACACCAACCUCAACUUUGACGUACCAGAUGGCAUCUUGGACUUCCACAAGGUCAAACUCACCGCAGACAGCCUGAAACAAAAAAUUCUAAAGGUAACAGAGCAGAUAAAAAUUGAGCAAACAUCCCGCGAUGGGAAUGUCGCCGAGUAUCUAAAACUAGUUAACAGUGCGGACAAGCAGCAGGCUGGACGCAUCAAACAAGUCUUUGAGAAGAAGAAUCAGAAGUCCGCUCACUCCAUCGCCCAGCUGCAGAAGAAGCUAGAGCAGUACCACAGAAAGCUCAGAGAGCUCGAACAGAAUGGAGCCCCCAGGAGCUCAAAGGACAUUUCCAAAGACCGCCUGAAGGACAUACACCACUCUCUGAAAGAUGCCCACGUGAAAUCUCGGACUGCACCCCACAGCAUGGAGAGCAGUAAGUCGGGCAUGCCCGGGGUGUCCCUUACUCCCCCCGUGUUUGUGUUCAACAAGUCCAGAGAGUUUGCCAACUUGAUCCGGAAUAAGUUUGGCAGUGCCGACAACAUCGCUCACUUAAAAAGUUCCUUAGAGGAGUUCAGGCCUGAGGCGAGUGCCCGGGGAUAUGGGGGCAGUGCUACCAUCAUGGACAAACCCAAGUACGGCAGCGAUGACGAGUGUUCCAGCGGCACGUCCGGCUCGGCUGACAGCAAUGGG